GAGGGUGAGAGUCCUUGUUUUUGGUCGUUCACUGUUCCCUCUUCUACAGGCAGAGAGCACAAUGAGUCAAUGAAAGCUGAAGGGAAGAGGAGUACUGUACAGCAGAGAGGAGAGAGAGAGAGAGGGAGCACAACCAAGAAGACGAGAGCACGAGAGAGAUAGAAAGAAGGAAAGCUUUUUGGACAGAGGUCUAAACCAGAUAAUAAAGAGAACGUCUGGUUUUAAAGCCAGGCUGGGAUGAAGUAACAGUGACCGGUCAUCUGAGGAUUGACUACUUCACCUCUUUCUUUCUACAAGGUGGUUUUCUGAUCUUCCCUUUUCCAUUAGGAACAUUUGGACCAUAUUCAACUCUCCACUCGGUCUCUGGUCAGGGGAUCUUACUAGCCGCAGUAACCCAGGUCUCUGGUCAGGGGAUCUUACUAGCCGCAGUAACCCAGGUCUCUGGUCAGGGGAUCUUACUAGCCGCAGUAACCCAGGUCUCUGGUCAGGGGAUCUUACUAGCCGCAGUAACCCAGGUCUCUGGUCAGGGGAUCUUGCUAGCCGCAGUAACCCAGGUCUCUGGAGCCCUGAGUGGGGUUGAGGUAGAGGAGCCUUGUCUCUGGUUGCUGGUGCUUUGGGGCUGGAGGAGAGGAUGGACAUGCCAAGGAGAUCCAUGGCUGGAGCCGGGUCAGGGGGCUGUGGAGCCAGGCUAGACCACGUUGGGGUGGCCCGGGCUGGGCUGUGGCUGCUGCUGUGGGGGUGCCUGCUGGGGGCUGGCGGGGUGGAGGCAUGCCCUUCUCUGUGUACCUGUGUGGGAGCCACGGUGGACUGCCACGGCCUGGGGGUCCGGAACAUCCCCAAGAAUAUCCCCAGGAGCACAGAGAGACUUGAUCUAAAUGGGAACAACCUGACGACCAUCAGCAAGACAGACUUCUCUGGCCUCAAACACCUCAGAGUUCUUCACCUGAUGGAGAACCAGAUAAAUAACAUUGAGAGAGGAGCAUUUGAUGAUCUGAAGGAAAUGGAGAGACUUCGUCUGAACAGGAACCGUCUCACUCAGCUCCCUGAACUCCUGUUCCAGAAGAAUGAGGCUCUGGCUCGACUGGACCUUAGUGAGAAUGCUAUCCAAGCCAUUCCCAGGAGAGCUUUCAGAGGGGCCACGGACAUCAGGAACCUUCAACUGGAUAAGAACCACAUCACUUGCAUCGAGGAGGGGGCCUUCCGUGCUCUGAGAACUCUGGAGGUUCUCACAUUGAACAACAACAACAUAAGCAGCAUUCCAGUCUCCAGCUUCAACCACAUGCCCAAACUACGCACCUUUCGUCUCCACUCUAACAGUCUGAGGUGUGACUGUCACCUGUCCUGGCUGUCUCCCUGGCUGAGACAGAGGCCCACCCUGGGUCUGUACACACAGUGCAGCUCCCCUCCAACCCUCAGGGGACUCAACCUGGCUGAACUGCAGAAGAACGAGUUCACCUGCUCAGGUCAGAGUGACAGUGCGUUUGUCCAGCCGUGCAGCCUGGCGUCUGGCUCCUGUCCUCCCAUGUGUUCCUGUAGUAACAACAUCGUAGACUGUAGAGGCAAGGGCCUCACUGCCAUACCUGCUCACCUGCCUGAAGCCAUGACUGAGAUUCGUCUGGAGCAGAAUGGCAUCAAGUCAGUUCCUCCUGGGGCCUUCACCUCCUACAAGAAGCUGCGCAGAAUAGAUCUGAGUAACAAUCAGAUAUCAGAGAUCGCUCCCGAUGUUUUCCAAGGCCUGAGAGCCCUCAACUCACUGGUCCUGUAUGGUAAUAAGAUCACAGAUCUCCCCAGAGGACUGUUUGAGGGUCUCGGCUCUCUAGAACUGCUUCUCCUGAAUGCCAAUAAGAUCCACUGUAUUCGAGCCACAGCCUUCCAGGACCUAGAGAAUCUAGCUCUGCUGUCUCUCUACGACAACAAGAUCCAGACCCUGGCUAAAGGAACCUUCUCACCCCUUCACAGUAUACAGACACUUCACCUGGCCCAGAACCCGUUUGUCUGUGACUGUAACCUGAAAUGGCUGGCAGACUACCUGAGGUCCAACCCCAUAGAGACCAGCGGUGCCCGCUGUGCCAGCCCACGCAGACUGGCCAACAAACGCAUCGGGCAGAUCAAGAGCAAGAAGUUCCGCUGCUCUGCUAAGGAGCAGUACCACAUCCCAGGUACAGAAGACACCCGUCUGAAUAAUGAGUGUAACAGUAAGCCAGUGUGUCCUGCUAAGUGUCGCUGUGAAGCCAACGUAGUGGACUGCUCUAACCUCCGUCUCACCAAGUUCCCCCAACACCUACCUGCCUCUACCACCGAGCUGCGUCUCAACAACAAUGACAUCUCAGUGCUGGAAGCCACCGGCGUCUUCAAGACCCUCUCUCAGCUCAAGAAAAUUAACCUUAGCAACAACAAGAUCUCAGAGAUCGAGGACGGAGUGUUUGAGGGGGCGGGGUCUGUCAUGGAGCUCCACCUGACAGCCAAUCACCUGGACUCUGUCAGAGGGACCAUGUUCAGGGGCAUGGGCGGCGUCCGCAUGCUGAUGUUGAGGAACAACCGUAUCAGCUGUAUCCAUAACGGCAGCUUCACUGGUCUGACCAACGUCCGCCUGUUGUCUCUCUAUGACAACCAGCUCCACACCAUAAUGCCUGGGGCCUUCGACACACUGCCCAACCUCUCUACACUGAACCUGUUGGCCAACCCGUUUAACUGUGACUGUCGUCUGGCGUGGUUGGGGGCGUGGCUUCGUUCUAGACGAAUCGUAACGGGGAACCCUCGCUGCCAGAGCCCCUCCUUCCUCAGAGAGAUCCCACUACAGGACGUAGCAGCACCAGACUUCCGCUGCGACGACGGUGCAGUAUUGGAGGAGAGUAGCUGUGUAGCUCGUCCUCAGUGUCCCACUGAGUGUACCUGUACAGAGACAGUGGUCCGCUGUAGUAACAAACACCUCCAGGCCCUGCCCAAGGGGUUGCCCCGCAACGUCACUGAACUGUAUCUGGAUGGGAACCAGUUCAGCAUGGUGCCCAGGGAACUGUCCACCUUCAAACACCUGCAGCUGGUAGAUCUGAGUAACAACAGAAUCAGCUCCCUGUCUGACUCCUCCUUCUCCAAUAUGAGCCAGCUCACCACCCUCAUCCUGAGUUACAACUCUCUACGCUGCAUCCCUCCUCUGGCCCUGGCUGGACUACGCUCUCUCAGACUACUAUCUCUUCAUGGUAACGACAUCUCUGAACUACUGGAGGGGAUCUUCAGUGAUGUGGCCUCCCUGUCUCACCUGGCAAUCGGUGCCAACCCCCUGUACUGUGACUGUCAUCUGCGCUGGCUGUCUGGCUGGGUGAAGAGUGGGUACAAGGAGCCUGGCAUCGCCCGCUGUGCCGGACCAAUGGGCAUGGAGGGAAAACUGCUGCUCACCACACCUGAGACCAAGUUUGAAUGUCUGGCUAGUAGGGACCCCAGAAAGAUGGUGUCAGCUAGUAGGGACCCCAGAAAGAUGGCGUCAGCUAGUAGGGACCCCAGAAAGAUGGUGUCAGCUAGUAGGGACCCCAGAAAGAUGGCGUCAGCUAGUAGGGACCCCAGAAAGAUGGUGUCAGCUAGUAGGGACCCCAGAAAGAUGGCGUCAGCUAGUAGGGACCCCAGAAAGAUGGCGUCAGCUAGUAGGGACCCCAGAAAGAUGGCGUCAGCUAGUAGGGACCCCAGAAAGAUGGUGUCAGCUAGUAGGGACCCCAGAAAGAUGGUGUCAGCUAGUAGGGACCCCAGAAAGAUGGCAUCAGCUAGUAGGGACCCCAGAAAGAUGGUGUCAGCUAGUAGGGACCCCAGAAAGAUGGCAUCAGCUAGUAGGGACCCCAGAAAGAUGGCAUCAGCUAGUAGGGACCCCAGAAAGAUGGAGCCAGCUAGUAGGGACCCCAGAAAGAUGGAGUCAGCUAGUAGGGACCCCAGAAAGAUGGAGUCAGCUAGUAGGGACCCCAGAAAGAUGGAACCAGCUAGUAGGGACCCCAGAAAGAUGGAACCAGCUAGUAGGGACCCCAGAAAGAUGGAGUCAGCUAGUAGGGACCCCAGAAAGAUGGAACCAGCUAGUAGGGACCCCAGAAAGAUGGAACCAGCUAGUAGGGACCCCAGAAAGAUGGAACCAGCUAGUAGGGACCCCAGAAAGAUGGAACCAGCUAGUAGGGACCCCAGUCAAGAUGCUAGUAGGGACCCCAUUAUUCUAGGUAAAUACUGUGAGACUCCAGUGGAUGUGUGUGCCAGUAACCCAUGCACAAAUGGAGGAACCUGCAUCAGUGACGAACAGACAAGGAGAUUCAGUUGUUCAUGCCUGGUGGGUUUCCAUGGAUCGUUCUGUGAGGUGGAUGUAGAUGACUGUGAGGACCACGGAUGUGAGAAUGGUGCAACCUGUGUGGACGGAGUAGGCAACUACACCUGCUUCUGUCCUCCCUUCUACAUUGGGCUGUUGUGUGAGGAAGAGGAGGAUGUGUGCUCUCCUGGUAGAAACCCCUGUCAGCAACACUCUACCUGCAGCAGCACCACUACAGGCCCCAGAUGUGUAUGUUCCCCAGGCUUCGUGGGGGGUGACUGCAGUGUGAACUAUGAUGAGUGUGAGGAUCAGGACUGUCAGAAUGGAGCGGUGUGUGUGGACCAGGUGGAUGGAUACACCUGCACCUGCCCUCAGGGGUACAGUGGUGAGUUGUGUGAGGUGCCCCCUCCUCCUCCAUCUCCCUGUGAGCGGGCUCGCUGUCAGAACAGCGCCCCCUGUGAGGACAGAGGCGGUACUGCGCUGUGCCAGUGUCUGCCGGGGUUCGAGGGCGUGCAUUGUGAGAAGCUGGUCAGUGUGAACUUCGUGAAUAGAGAUUCUUACCUACAGCUGUCUGACCUGAAGAACUGGCCUCAGGCCAACAUCACACUGCAGGUGUCGACAGCGGAGGAUAACGGCAUCCUGCUGUAUAAUGGAGACAACAAGCCAAUGGCUGUGGAGCUCCAUGAGGGACAUGUUCGAGUCAGCUACGACCCUGGUAGUCAGCCUGGACACACUAUCUACAGUGCUGAGACGGUGAACGACGGGCGUUUCCAUACGGUGGAGCUGGUGACCUUUGACAGGAUGGUGAACCUGUCUGUGGACGGGGGUGCGCCCACCACUCUGGACAGUCUGGGAGGGGUCCCACCUCUGUCUGGAGAGGCACCGCUAUACGUGGGGGGUAUGCCAGAGAAGAUGUCCUACUCCUCUCUGAGUCUCUUCCAGCCCCUCAACUCCUCCAGUUUCCACGGCUGCAUCAGGAAUCUGUACAUCAACCACGAGCUGCAGGACUUCACCCAGACCACUAUGAAGCCGGGGGUGGUGCCAGGAUGCCAGCCCUGCAGGAAACUGUUCUGCCUCCAUGGAGUGUGCCAACCGGAUGGUGCUCAGGGGCCCCUCUGCCACUGCCAGCCUGACUGGGGUGGGCUACACUGCGAUCAGCCAAUCGGAGGAGGCCUUGUUGGGGGAGAUGUUGCCCCGGCAACCGCGGCUAACCCAUGCCAGGGGAAUAAGUGUGUGAGGGGUGUGUGUGUGGUUCAGGAUGUUCAGUCGUACAGGUGUGAGUGUGAGGAGGGCUGGCACGCCACCCUGUGUAAUCAACAGGGGGAGCUAACAGCACCAGCAGUACCAGCAGUGCCAGAAGGACCAGCCAAGCCGUGUUCAGUGCUGCUCUGCCAACAUGGCCACUGUCAGCUGACUGAGGGAGGAGCGACCUACUGUCUCUGUGACACGGGAUACACCGGGGACACAUGCGACACAGUUGAAUCAGCGUGUCGCGGCGAGGCGGUGCGUGACUUCCACCGGGUGCCACGUGGCCACGCCGACUGCCAGACGACGCGGCCCUUCUCCUGGGUGGAGUGUCGGGGGGGCUGCCAGGGGGGCGGGGUGGCGUGCUGCGCCCCACUGAGGGUACGGCGCCGGCGCUACACCUUCGAGUGUGACGACGGAAGUUCCUUCACACAGGAUGUGGAGAAAGCAGUGGAGUGCGGCUGCAAGGAGUGUGUGUAGAGACGUUGAGGUACUACACACACGUGGGCAGCGCAGUCAGCCGAAGAGGAGUUACUGAACACACUGUGGGAAAGUAUAUAUAUAUAUAAAACAUGGACAUUGUCUGUGUGUUGUGGACAACAGUGUUUGUAAUAUAGGACAGUUCUUCCCUGGCAAGGACGGCCAACCAACACGAAACCAACCAACCUCAUCUUCAUCAUCUUCAUCUACCUAAAGAAAGUCAACUGUGGUCUCACAUUAGUAAUGUUAUAUUGAAAGGUCAUUCUUUGGAGUUAUACUGUGUUGUACACCACUUUAUCCAUGUGCUCAAAUCAUUGUAAAAUGGAGGAACCUGUGUGAUGCAUGGCAGCCAUGUUGGCAGCAGGAAAACGUUGAGACACUUCUCUAGUUGCUUCCUGUUAAAUGAGAAACUGCUGCUCUUUUUUGCUAGUUUACCAUUUAAUCUGUGUAUCUUUUCACUGGGCUGCAAUGCCAGUUUGCCCUCUAGUGGCCAGUUUUAUGAUGAGGAUGUUUGAAGGUUCAGAUGGGGGAAGGGGGUGCAUUUGAGAGAGCAGCUGAGGUCCUUUGGCCUACUUCAAAGAGGUGGGGGCCUUUUGGCCUACUUUAAAGAGCCUUUUGGAGGCUAUGAGCCAGUUUGAUUUUAGCCAGAAUCUUCUUUAAUUAACAUUCGUCAUGGUAAUUGGUUAUAAUUGUAUCAUUGAGUAAAACCCGCCUCCUAUCUCUCUCUGGUCCAGUCAGUCUCCUUCUACCACGUCAGCAGUAUUAUGACAUUCAACACAAAUGCAGCUUUGAUAAUAUUUUAUUUAUAUUGUUGUAAAACUAAAACAGAAAAGGUACAUAACAUUUGUUUAACAUUUACAUUUUUUGCUUAAUUGUUUUUAUUACUUAGUGUCAUGUAGCCUAAUGUAGCCCUUUGAUUAUGAUACAAAACAGAAAAUACUUAACAGAUUGUAAUAUAUAUCAUUUCAUUUGGACACAGUAUUUUUAUAUGUUGAAAUGGAAAAAGGGGUGUUUGCAUCCUGGCAUGGGAGAGACUUACACAGGUGUUGUAUUGGGUCUGUAGACUGAAGCAACAUCUUGCUGUUCUUCUCUACUGCCUGAUCUAAAGCUGCCAAAAACAGUCAGCCAACCUAUUGUCAGUCUAAUACACAGUGUCGUCACGGAGACGUUAAAUGACUGUGAUGUCAUUGUUCAUAUUACAUGUUGUCUACCUACUUGGUGAAUAUAAUAUCAUCAACUAUUUGCUUCAGAUGAUGUGUAGUGAUGUUUUAUUUAUUUCAAUAAAAGACAUGAUUUUCUCUCUUC
Molecule: messenger RNA, 7303 nt
Organism: Oncorhynchus keta (chum salmon)
Lineage: Eukaryota; Metazoa; Chordata; Actinopteri; Salmoniformes; Salmonidae
Gene: slit1b
Product: slit homolog 1b (Drosophila)
Exons: 38
Coding region: 632-5998 (1788 amino acids)
Biological process (GO): negative chemotaxis; axon guidance
Molecular function (GO): Roundabout binding; heparin binding; calcium ion binding
Source: RefSeq, a predicted model, not a curated record